This is a messenger RNA of Penicillium vulpinum, 2139 nucleotides long. RefSeq lists its product as uncharacterized. Gene Ontology annotation, molecular function: NAD+ poly-ADP-ribosyltransferase activity. The record is from RefSeq and is a predicted model, not a curated record. The coding region runs from base 1 to 2139 and encodes 712 amino acids. The transcript has 5 exons. NCBI's taxonomy places the organism in Eukaryota, Fungi, Ascomycota, Eurotiomycetes, Eurotiales, Aspergillaceae.
AUGCCGGUUCGAACUUUCAAGAAGCUGGUGAUUGCUGUCGCCGGGACCUUUCCGAAUUUAAAACAAGCUGACUUGAAGUCGCUUAUUGAGAAGAAUGGAGCGACUUUCAGCACCUCGGUCACGGAUGAUUGUACCCAUCUAGUGACCACUGAGAAAGAUGUGGAGAAGCAGACCACCAAAUACAAACAAGCUUCCCAAGUCGCCAAUUGUCAUAUUGUCGCACUUUCGUGGCUUCUUGAAUCAGCCGAGGCUAAGAAACCGUUGCCGGAGUCGAAGUAUUCCUUCAGCCAGGCCGAUCAGGCGUCCCAGGCAGAUGAGGACACACAGAAGAAGACUACAGACAGCAGCGCAUCUCUUCCUGCAGAAAACAAGCGUACUACCAGGAAGCGAGGCGCGGAUGCAGCUUCUGCUCAAAAUGAUGCCGACAACACCACAAACGACAGCCAGAAGAAUGGUGCAAACGGCAAAGCUAAAUCUUCCGAGGAUAAGAAGCCAGCAAGCAAGAAACGAGGUGCCGAUGAAGAUCUUGAUCAAAAAACUUCAAACAAAAAGACAAAGGACAUCCAGAAGACAUCCACAAAGGCGCUUAAUAUUCCAAUUGACGAGGGCUUCGAGGCACUGGGUAAACUCAAGGACCCCAAGGUCUACAUUGACAGUGCAGGCCUCAUCUGGGAUGCCACCCUGAGCCAGACUGUGGCAGCCAACAAUGCCAACAAGUUCUAUCGCGUCCAGUUGUUGGUCGGUGCAAAUUCAAAGUACUAUACCUGGACGCGCUGGGGUCGAGUCGGAGAGCAUGGGCAGUCGGCUUGUCUUGGGGACGGCAGUUUGGAAGAUGCAACGAAGCAGUAUGAGAAGAAGUUCAAAGACAAGUCAGGCCUGAAAUGGGAGAAUCGGCUCGAUACCCCUAAGUACGGAAAGUACACGUUCCUUGAGCGCGACUAUGAAGAGGACGACGAAGAGGAAGAGGCUGUGAAAACGGGGAAAGCCAUCAAAGAAGAGGAAGAUGAGCCUGCCGCCCAGAGCGUCUUAUCCACAGGGCUUCAAAACCUCAUGGCCUUCAUCUUCAACCAACAAAAUGUUCUCGACACAUUGGCAGCAAUGUCCUAUGACGCCAACAAGCUGCCACUCGGAAAGCUCGGGGACAGGACUUUGAAAAGUGGAUUUUUGGUUCUGAAACAGAUAUCCGAGCUGAUGAUUACUCCAACUGAGGCACAAAAGAAAUACGGCGAACCAUAUCAUAAUGCCAUAGAGACAUUGAGCAACAGAUAUUUCACCUUGAUUCCUCACGUCUUUGGCCGCAGUCGGCCCCCGACCUUAAGCACAAAUGCACAGAUCAAGAAGGAAAUCGAGUUGCUAGAGGCACUGACAGACAUGGAUGUUGCGAAUGAAAUCAUGGUAUCAUCUAAGUCUAAGCAAGACGAUGACAUCCACCCUCUGGAUCGCCAGUACGAGAGUCUGGGCAUGAAGGAGAUGACCGAACUGGACCCCAAAUCAACCGAGUUCAAAGAACUCGAACACUACCUCCAGAACUCGCGUGGCAAGACACACAACAUGAACUACAAGGUGGUGAACAUCUUCCGCAUCGAGCGCCAAGGCGAAAAUGACCGUUUCAACUCAUCCCCCUACGCCAACAUCCCAAACAGCGACCGCCGCCUUCUCUGGCACGGAUCUCGCAGUACAAACUUCGGUGGUAUCCUCAGCCAGGGUCUCCGCAUUGCACCGCCCGAAGCACCGGUCAAUGGCUACAUGUUUGGCAAGGGAGUGUAUCUCGCAGAUAUGUCGAGCAAAUCCGCAAACUACUGUUGUCCCUACAACAGCCGUGGAAUGGGAUUACUCCUUCUCUGUGAUGCUGAACUCGGAGCGCCCAUGCUGGAGCUUGACCGCAGCAGCUAUACUGCUGGCGAAGAAGCGCGCAAUGCUGGCAAGAUUGCGACACUCGGCAGGGGCAAAAACAUCCCUGGUGGAUGGAGGGAUGCUGGGUGUUUGAGCCCGGCUCUGGAGGGUGUGAAAAUGCCUGAUGUUUCUAUUGGCAACAACGACCAAGAUACAACACAGUUUGGUCUGCACUACAAUGAGUACAUUGUGUAUGAUGUUGCGCAGAUCCGGCAGCGUUAUUUGUUCCAGGUCAAGAUGAACUGA